This is a messenger RNA of Trypanosoma brucei brucei TREU927, 615 nucleotides long. RefSeq lists its product as hypothetical. The transcript has a single exon. Lineage: Eukaryota; Euglenozoa; Kinetoplastea; Trypanosomatida; Trypanosomatidae. The record is from RefSeq and is a predicted model, not a curated record. Bases 1 to 615 code for a protein of 204 amino acids.
AUGUCGACAACCCCUUACGAUGAUGUGACAGAGGUUAGCAGGCGCUGCGCUGCGCUUCGCGAGGCGCUGUCUAGAGCGGAUGAUGAUGUCAUUACAACCCCAAAUAAAAAGUACCUUUACCUGUGCAAGGUGAGCGGGGAGCGGCCAAACGCUACAUUUCAGGCAUUCACCGAGGACAUGACGAAGGUGUCAUUGGAUUUGCAUAAGUCGUACUUAAGUCAGCGAGCUUUGUUGCCUGUUCUCCUUACGCUCCCUCUCUGUACCUGGCUAGAGCGUAUUAAUUUGCGGGAGGAGCGACUCACGACAACUCUCAUUCACUUGUUGUGUGAGGCGUUGUGCAGACUUCCGCGGAUAAAAGUCAUUGAUGUGUCGGGGAAUCCAUUUGGUUCCUUCGGCGUGGAUGCGCUCCUCAAACUCGUUAAGUGCAAUCAACGUAUCGUAGACUGUCGGAUGGAUGGUGUACAGUGCGUUGGUUCCCUGCGUCGUCGGCUGGCAGAUGCUUGCGAAAGGAAUGCAAAAGUCGCGCAUACAUUUGUAGAUAGGGAGGAGAUGCCAUCUGAGUGCUGCACUACGUCACUCGACACAACAGCAGCAGAAUCAGAUGAAGUCAAAUGA